Messenger RNA from Penicillium taxi, 195 nucleotides. Its product is annotated as 4F5 domain protein. The coding region runs from base 1 to 195 and encodes 64 amino acids. NCBI's taxonomy places the organism in Eukaryota, Fungi, Ascomycota, Eurotiomycetes, Eurotiales, Aspergillaceae. The transcript has 3 exons. The record is from RefSeq and is a predicted model, not a curated record.
AUGACUCGGGGAAAUCAGCGGGAUAACGAUCGGGCUAAGGCCCAGAAGAAGUUGGCUUCGCAGAAGGGAAAGACUGCUAUGUCUGGUAGCCAAUUUGCGAAAUCUAAGGAGGAUGCCGCCGCCAUCAUGCGCGAGAAGCAAAAGAAAGCCGAUGAAAAAAAGGCCCAAGCAGCCGGAGGAGGAACGGCGAAGUGA